AUGGAGGUCCAAGACUCAAACCCCGAAAACAAUAUCACUUGUGCCCAGCGCUCGUCCCCCACACGGGUUUUGGAGCAUUAUCUCCAACAAUUCGACUCAGACUCGCUACCGGAUCCUUCAUUUUCCCAGCUGGGACAUGAUCCUGUCACUUCUUCUCUACACUCCAAUCCCUACAUUGAUCCGCCGUCAUUCGACCAGAGCGAUAUUCGCGAGGUUCCAUAUACCCCUCUCAAGAGAUCAUUUUCAUCGGCGUCGCUCAGUCCUCCCAACAGCAUUCACCGUCACGCGAAGCACCAAGCUAUCGGAGCCGAGCAAGACGAGUUUGAGGAUGAGAUCAUUGAGGAGACACGGUUCAUGUCAUUCAGUGACCCGCUUCCAACGAGAAGAAGCGAGGCAGACUUCGUUGUACCCAACUUAGUACACUUGCCAGCCAUUAGCAAGCCUCAUACGUUUGACGAUGAGGAUGAGAUCAUUAAGGAGACACGGUUCACAUCGUCCACCGACGUGCCGUCAGCCACCAGAAGCGAGCCAGAAUUUGUCAUUCCCCAAUCAGACGACCUGCCGAUCAUUCCAAAGCCUGCCAGGUCUGACGAUGACGAGGUCAUUGAAGAGACAAUAUUCAUAUUAUCCAACGACGUGCCGUCAGUCAACAGAAGCGACCCAGACUCCGCAGUGCCCAGCUUGGAGCAACUGCUGGCUAUAAUUGCGCUUGGCGGGCAACCAUGUUAUCUCUCCACCACUGUCGCAGAGGACCAUAUCACAUCUGAACAAUUCAUCACACCAACACUCGUCAAGCUCGCCGCCACGCUUGAGAUCCCCAAGCGCUUCGAGUCACGGAUUGAGAAACAAGCUCGCGUCAUCAAUGCCUUCGAGCGGCGCUUCUGGCAGAUCGACUGCACCGGCUUAGGUUGGGACGAGCAGCUCAGGUACGAAGCGUGGGCGUUUCUGACGGACUACAUCGCCAGCGGCGUGGCAGGCUAG
Molecule: messenger RNA, 981 nt
Organism: Anthostomella pinea
Lineage: Eukaryota; Fungi; Ascomycota; Sordariomycetes; Xylariales; Xylariaceae
Source: the annotation of a GenBank genome assembly